Acanthosepion pharaonis is the source of this 579-nucleotide messenger RNA. NCBI's taxonomy places the organism in Eukaryota, Metazoa, Mollusca, Cephalopoda, Sepiida, Sepiidae. The record is from the annotation of a GenBank genome assembly.
AUGUUCGGUGUGGUAGUAGCUGGACGAUUAGUACAAACAGAUUAUGAACAAGUAACUCAGAAUCAAUUUUUGUUUAAUAUUGUGGAUGCAGACAGCAUCAACCAUGUUGUUGUGUUCCUAACUGGACAAACGCCGUUUCCUGAUGGUUAUGGUGGAGCUGUAUAUUUUGCCUGGCCCAGUGCCCAAGGACAAAACUGGAUCCUUCUUGGCCAUAUUACCAACAUUAAACCCAGUGCCAUUUUCAAAGUGUCAAAACUCAAAUCGAGUGACUCAUCAAUGAACCCAUUUCAAGCAAUGACCAAUCAACCUGUACACGUUGCUCAAAUUGGGAUCUCAGUGGAUCCACUUACAGAGUUAUCACAACAAACACCAGCAACUUCAGCAGCUGUUUCAAAUCUAGAACCAUUUGUGGAUUUUUCCAAGAAAAUGGUAGAGAAUUUAUUUAACUUUGUAACCUCAUUCUCCAGUCCACUACCACCUGUUCCCACAGAGACCUAUAUUCCUUCAAGUGUCUUGCAGAAAUGGUAUGAUAGCUUUAUACGCAAAAUGCAACAGGAUCCCUAUUUCUGGAGAUCAUAA